Molecule: messenger RNA, 1264 nt
Organism: Oncorhynchus tshawytscha (Chinook salmon)
Lineage: Eukaryota; Metazoa; Chordata; Actinopteri; Salmoniformes; Salmonidae
Exons: 2
Coding region: 169-1056 (295 amino acids)
Source: RefSeq, a predicted model, not a curated record
UAUCUCCCAGAGAAGACACUUUCUCCCAGAGAAGAUACAUUCUCCCAGAGAAGAUACAUUCUCCCAGAGAAGACUCUAUCUCCCAGAGAAGACACUAUCUCCCAGAGAAGACACUCCAGAACAGAGGAAGAACUCAACAUCGCAGACACUUGUCUCCAACGACACAAAAUGGCUUCCAAAUACAUCACAGAAAUUGCAAUCUCCACUACCCGUGAAAUGGACCAACAGCUUCAUGACCAAGACUAUGACAAGAUAAAUGUCAACCUCAACAAAGGCACUUCAUCCACCACCAGAGUUUACAUCUGGUACAAAAAGGGCAAUGGUAAACCCAUCACCAGAGUCCAGUUUUCAUUCACUGAUGAAAUGAAGGAUGUCCUGAAAAAGGCAAGGUUCACUGAGCUCCCAGAAAACCUCAACCCUGGAACACAAGGAGACGUCAUCCAGCUGUGGUACUCUAGUGGUGCAAGCCCUAAGUAUGACAUUCCCAUUGAAGAUCUCUUCCUCACCACUAAUGAGAAAGAAGAGGCCCACCAAUUCAAGCUCGGCUGGGAAAGGUUACCAUGCAAUCUGAACCGCAGUAACUCAGGAGAUUUCAUCACCCUCUGGUUGAAGAGAAAGAGUAAGACCUACAUCUGUGACGUUGCUGCCGCCACCUCAUUCCAACAACACAUCGACCUUUCCAACGAGGGCUAUAUCCGGCUGGAUGAAGAUCUCAAUAGAGGUUCUGGAGGAAAACCCAUCUUCCUCUGGUACCGUCAAUCCACCACUGUGGGCGGCGGGAUCACUGAGAUGAAUGCAUGCAUCAACCGUGAGCAGGAUUCCAUCCUAGUGGAGCGUGGUUUCACCGUGGUGAAUGUUAACCUCAAUGAGGGAACAUGCGGUCAGCCAGUGUAUGUCUGGUUCAAGAAAGAUGGAUCUCUCCCUAUCAAGGCCUUGACCGUUACAUCCAACCCUGAUGUAACUGGCCCUUAUGACGAGGCCGGCUUGAUCCUCAUCGAUAGAAAUCUGAAUGCUGGCAACAGUGGUAUGCCCCUCUACAUCUGGUAUGGCAAAUAAAAACCUGAGUUGGAGAGGCAGAGUCAGCCCCAAAAUAUGGCCAGAUAUUAGCUUUUGCAUGGCAAUAUAUCAGUUUAAUUUUUAAAUAUUUUUCUGACACUCAAUGUUAUCUUCUAUGUAAUAAAGUCACUGUCAGAGAAAAUUUAGAACGUUUUCUUUAAUGUUGUUUUCAAUCAAUUAACAAUUGAAUGAUUGAAAUUUUAUUUUA